Molecule: messenger RNA, 1124 nt
Organism: Acomys russatus (golden spiny mouse)
Lineage: Eukaryota; Metazoa; Chordata; Mammalia; Rodentia; Muridae
Gene: Tspan10
Product: tetraspanin 10
Exons: 2
Coding region: 1-1122 (373 amino acids)
Cellular component (GO): membrane
Source: RefSeq, a predicted model, not a curated record
AUGUCCAACUCUUCACGUCUUUACUUCUUCCCACAAGCUUCCCCUACGCCACCCUGUCCUCUUGGCCCCUCUCUGCUAAGGCCUUACUCCCUGGUGGAUGUCCCAGACUCUGAGUGGCGUCUGAGUGGCCGAGGUCCCACCAAUGCAUCCUCUGAGUUUCCUUUUCCUCUGCAGGACACUGGCAACCAGGAGCAGCCACUCACCAGGAACGGUUGGCCUGCUGCAAACAGCCCAGGUCCAGCACUCUGGAAAGACUGUAAAGAGGCCUGGGGCUGCGGAUGCUGUCCUGGGGCAAAGCACCGGGCCAGGAGGGAAGGCAGGGUCUCCUGCCUCCCCCUCUCCCUAGGGAGCAGCUGUAUCAAAUAUCUGACUUUCCUCUCUAACUUCCUCUUCUCCCUGCUGGCCUUGCUGGCCCUGGCUGCAGGGCUCUGGGGCCUAGCUGUUAAAAGGUCUGUGGGGAGUGACUGGGAUGGACCGUUGCCGACCGAUCCCAUGUUAGUGCUGGUGCUGGGAGGCCUGGUGGUCAGCGUGGUGAGCCUGUCUGGAUGUCUGGGCGCUCUCUGUGAGAACAGCUGCCUACUGCGCUGCUACUGUGGGGCUGUCCUCUCCUGCCUGGCACUGGAAGCCCUGGCAGGGGCUCUCGUGGUAGCCCUGUGGAGUCCACUGCAGGACAGCCUGAAGUACACCCUUCAGGUGGCUAUCGUCCACUACUGGGAUGACCCAGACCUGCACUUCCUCCUCGACCAAGUCCAGCUGGGGCUGCAAUGCUGCGGGGUAGCCUCCUACCAGGACUGGCAACAGAACCUGUCCUUUAAUUGCAGCUCUCCCGGGGUGCAAGCCUGUGGCCUUCCUGCCUCCUGCUGCAUCAACCCCCAGGAAGAGGGAGCGUCAGUGAACACUCAGUGUGGCUUCGGGGCAUUGCACCCGGACCUGAGUGCAGCUGGACAAGCAGUCCACCUGCAGGGCUGCUGGCCUGUACUGCAAGAGUGGCUGCGAGGGCAUAUGCAGACCAUAGGAGGCUGUGCCAUCACUGUGGUCAUGAUCCAAGGGACGGAACUCCUGCUGGCCACCUGCCUGCUAAGGGCUCUCAACAGCUGCCCAAAAGGCAACAGAAGACACUGACC